Molecule: messenger RNA, 21650 nt
Organism: Danio aesculapii
Lineage: Eukaryota; Metazoa; Chordata; Actinopteri; Cypriniformes; Danionidae
Product: mucin-5AC-like
Exons: 3
Coding region: 19431-21650 (739 amino acids)
Source: RefSeq, a predicted model, not a curated record
AGGUCUUAUCACAGAGAUCUCUGCAGGACGAGAUACAACGUUGGCUGCGCAUGGUAAUGAAUCUGAAGAACAAGAAAGGGCAUGAUGGCGGAUGGAAAACUUUCCUUACCAUAUUAUAUGUGUGGUGGGUGGUUUAUGGAUGUACAACAGUACAUGGAGCAAGUAAAAAGUCAGCCACGACAGCAGUUUAUAACACAACACAAGUUCAAACUAAUACAACAGAGGCUUUUACAGCCACAACAACAGCUAAUAAUCUUACCACAGCAAUGCUUUCAACAAUGACAACAAGUGGGAAAACAACAAAUAAAGCAAAUGUACAAACUACAAUUUCUACAACAACUACAACUAUACCAAAUGUCAAAUCAUCUUUGGCAACAACACUGAAGCCUCUAACAUUCUCAACAAUAAUGUCAACAUUUAAAACUGAUGCAGCAACCAUAAAUAUGCCUAAUACAACAUUGCAUCAAACAGAAACAAUUACAACCACACACAAUUCUAUGAAAUCUAAAGCUGUAGAAACAUCAACAACUGAUGCUUCUAAAAACUCUGUGCCUGAAUCAAUAUCCUCAACUCUAAAAUUAACACCAAAAACUACUGCAGAAACAAUGACUACAACUGUUACAACAACCACAACUAUGGCGGAAACCAGAACAAGUGGUGCUAGAAGAACAACAAUUUUGGAUGUCCAAACCUCCAAUUUAAAAUCCUCAGCUGUUGAAUCUACAACAACCACCGGGGCAAAAACAAGAGGUUUGGAUGCCACAUCUACCACACCAGUAUUCGUAAUGGUUACUUCAGCAUCAACAUCUCAUGUGGGCAAAAUUACCUCAAAUGAUGCAGCAAGCACAACUACAGCUGAAAGCACAACAACAGAUGAAGAAAGAACAAGAAGCUUAGCUGUCCCAAAAAACAGUCUAAAAUCCUCAAAGGUGGAAUCAGCAUCAACAACUAAUGGAAACACAAUGACUACAUCAACUGAUGCAGGGACAAUAUCUAUUGUUGAAACUACAAAAACUACUGCUAGGGCAACAAAUAAAACUUUAGGUGCCACAACCACCUCACCAAUGUCUUCAGCUGUGGAAUCAACAUUCAGUACUAAUGCAGACCCAAUAAUUACAACAACUGAUGCAGCAAACAAACAUAUGGCUGUAACCACAACAACUACACCUAAAAUUACAACAACAUCAACCUAUGAUGCCACACCCACUUCACCAGUAUCCUCAAUCUUGGAAUCAACAUCAACAACUAAUGCAGACACAGCAACUACAACGAGUAGUGCAGCAACCACAACUACAUUUGAAAGCACAGCACCCACUGUUACAACGUCUUUGGAAGCAAUGUCCACAUUGCCAGAAUCUUCAAUUGUGGAAUCAACUUUAAAAACUUAUGAAGAAACAACAGCUACAACAACUAAUGCAGCAACCUCAACUAUGUCUGAGUUCACAACAACGGCUGAGGCAACAACAACUAAUGCAGCAAUCUCAACUAUGUCUGAAUCCACAACAACUGCUGAGGAAACAAUAACUACUACUACUUUGGAUGUUGAAGCUACCACCCAAAAAUCCUCGAAUGUUGAAUCAACAUCAACAACACAUGCAGCAAUCACAAUUACAGCUGAAACAUCUGCCGGUGCAAAAACAACUUAUGAUGCCAAAGACACCUCAUUAAUGUCUCCAGCUGUCAAAUUAAUAUCAACAUCUAAUGCAAAAACAAUGAACACAACAAUUGAUGCAGCAACCAAAAGUGUGACUGAAACCCCAACAAUUACACCUGAAAUCACAACAACUUCUGGGGUAAGAACAAAAUCUUUGGAUGUCAAAAGCAGCUCACCAAUGUCUUCAACUGUGGAAUCAAUGUUAACAACUAAUACAGAAACUACAACUACUGAUACAGAAACCACAACUAUGGCUGAAACCACAACAACUGCUUGGGUAACAACAGCAAAUUUGGAUGUUACGACUACCUCAGUUUUAUCCUCAACUGUGGAGUCAACAUCAUCAUCUAAUGCAGACCCAAUGGUAACAAUGACUAAUACAGCAACCACAACUACACCUGAUUCCAUAACAGCUGCUGUUUCUACCACAACAAUAACAAAUUUGGAUGUCCCAUCCAAUUUACCAAAAUUCGAAAGUGGGGAACCAACAUCAAGAACUAAUGCAGACACGGCCAUGUCAACUAAUGCAGCAGUUAAAAGUACUGCUGAAAACAGAACAACAGGUUACAUGAGAACAACUACAAUUUUGGAGGUCCCAACUAACAGUCUAAAAUCCUCAGCUGUUGAAUCUGUAUCAACAACUGAUGCAGCAAGCAAAACUACAGCUGUAACCACAGCAACUUCUUGGACAACAAUAACAUCAGUGAAUGCUGCAACCAUCUCAACUGAGAACUCAACAUCAACAACUAAUUCAGACAAAAUCACAGCAAAUGAGGUAAGAAGAACAACGCUUUUAAAUGACACAACCACCAGUCUAAAAUACUCAAAUGUUGAAUCAACAACUAUUGGUGCAACAGAGACUUUGCAUAACACAACCACCUCACCAGGAUACACAACUGUCAUCUCAACAACAACAACAACAGCAUAUAAUGCAGACAGAAUGACACCAACAACUUAUGCAGCAAGCACAACAACCGGUGGAGCAAGAACAACAAGAUCUUUGGCUGUCCCAACCACCAGUCUAAAAUUCUCAACUAUAGAAUCAACAUCAGCAACUAAUGCUGCAACCAGAACUAUGGCUGAAACCAGAAUAACGGGUGGUAAAAGAAAAACAACAAUUUUGGAUCUUACAACCACUAGUCUAAAAUCCUCAACUGUUCAAACAACAACAACAACAACAACUGGGGCAACAAUAAAUAAUUUACAUGCUACAGCCACCUCACCAGGAUACACAACUGUUAUGUCAACAUUAACAUCUCAGGCAGACAGUAUGAAUUCUACAACUGAUGGAGCAAGCACAACUUCAUCUGAAAGCACAACAACAGAUGAAGCAAGAACGACAAGAAUUUUGGCUGUCCCAAAAACCAGUCUACAAUCAUCAACUGGUAAAUUAAUAACAAACACUGGAGCAACAACAAGAACAUUGCAUGCCACGACCAGCUCACCAGGAUACACAAAUGUCAUCUCAACAACAAUAUCACAUGCAGACAAAAUGACACCAACAACUCAUACAGCAAACACAACUACAGCUAAAAGCACAACAACAGGUAGAGGAAGAACAACAAGAACUUUGACUGUCCCAACCACCAGUCUAAAAUCCACAACUGUUAAAUCAACAUCAGCAACUGAUGCUGCAACUAGAACUAUGGCUAAAACCAGAACAAAAUGUGAUGAAAAUGAAACAAUUUUGAAUGUUCCAACCACCAGUCUAAAAUCCUCAACCAUUGAAUCAAAAUCAACAACUAAAGCUGCAACCAUAACGAUGACUAAAUCCACAACAGCAGGUGGUGCAAGAACAUCAAGAACUUUGGCCGUCCCAACCACCAGUGUAAAAUCAUCAACUGCAGAAGCAUUAUCAAAUACUGGGGCAACAACAAAAACUUUGCAUGCCAAGACCACCUCACCAGCAUAUAUAAUAACUUUUACCUCAACUUCAAGAUCUAAUGCAGAUAGAAUGACUUCAACAAAUAAUGCAGCAAGCACAACCACAGCUGAAAUGACAUCAACAAGUGAAACAAAAACGACCAGAAAUUUGUCUGUUCCAACAACCAGUCUAAAAUCCCUACCUGUGGAAUCAACAUCAAAAACUAAUGGAGAAAUAAAGACUACAACAAUAGAUGCAGCAACCAGAACUAUAGCUGAAACCACAGCAACAGGUGGGGUAACAACAAUUUUGGAUGCCACUUCCACAAUGACUUCAUCAUCUGAUGCAGGACCUACAACUAUGGCUGAAAACAAACCAACUGCUGGGGCAACAGCAACAACUUUGGUUGCCACAACCCCCUCACCAAUGUCUUCAACUGUAGAAUCGACAGCCAAACAUUUGUCUGAAACCACAACAACUUCUCCUAAAAUCACAACAAAUUCUAAUGAUGCCAUAUUAACCUCAUCAAAAUCCUCAACAGUGGAAUCUAAAUCAACAACUAAUGCAGGGACUAUGACAACAUCUGAUGCAGCAAUCACAACAAUAUCUCAAACUACAACUGCUGCUGAGGUAACGUCAAACUAUGAUGCCACACCCACUUCACCAGUAUCCUCAAUCAUGGGAUCAACAUCAACAACUAAUGUAGAUACAGUGACUAGGACACGUGGUGCAGCAACCACAACUACAUUUGAAAGCACAGCUCCCCCUGUUACAACAACAACACCUUUGAAAGCCAUGUCCACGUUGCCAAAAUCUUCAACUGAGGAAUCAACUUUAAAAAAGUUUGAAGAAACAACUACAACAAUUAAUGCAGCAACCUCACCUCUGUCUGAAACCACAACAACUGCUGAGGCAACAAUAACUACUACUACUUUGGAUGUUGAAGCUACCACCCAAAAAUCCUCAAAUGUUGAAUUAACAUCAACAACACAUGCAGCGAUCACAAUUACAGCUCAAACAGCUGCUGCAACAAGCACAACAAUAGGUGGAGUAAGAACAACAAAAACUUUGGCUGUCCCAAUAACCAGUCUAAAAUCCUCAACUAUUAAAUCAACAUCAACAACUAAAGCUGCAACCAUAACUAGGACUGAAUCCACAACAGCAGGUGGUGCAAGAACAUCAAGAACUUUGCCCAUCCCAGCCACCAUUCUAAAAUCAUCAACUGCAGAAGCAUUAUCAAAUACUGGGAAAACAACAAAAACUUUGCAUGCCAAGACCACCUCACCAGCAUACAAAACUUUUACCUCAACUUCAACAUCUAAUGCGGAUAGAAUGACUUCAACAACUACUGCAGCAAGCACAACUAUAGCUGAAACGACAUCAACAAGUGAAACCAGUCUAAAAUCCCCAACUGUGGAAUCAACAUCAAAAACUAAUGGAGAAAAAAAGACUACAACAAUAGAUGCAGCAACUAGAAAUAUGGCUGAAACCACAACAGGUGGGGUAACAACAAUUUUGGAUGCCACUUCCACAAUGACUACAUCAUCUAAUGCAGGACCUACAACUAUGGCUGAAAACAAACCAACUGCUGGGGCAACAGCUUUGGUUGCCACAACCAACUCACCAGUAUUUUCAACUGUGGAAUCGACAGCCAAACAUAUGUCUGAAACCACAACAACUUCCCCUAAAAUCACAACAAAUUUUAAAGAUGCCAUAUCAACCUCAUCAAAAUCCUCAACGGUAAAAUCUAAAUCAACAACUAAUGCAGGCACAAUAACAAAAUUUGAUGCAGCAAUCACAACAAUAGCUCAAACCACAACAGCUGCUGAGGUAACGUCAAACUAUGAUGCCACACCCACUUCACCAGUAUCCUCAAUCAUGGGAUCAACGUCAACAACUAAUGUAGAUUUAGCGACUAGAACACGUGGUGCAGCAACCACAACUACAUUUGAAAGCACAGCACCCGGUGUUACAACAACAACAUCUUUGGAAGCCAGGUCCACAUUGCCAAAAUCUUCAACUGUGGAAUCAACUUUAAAAACGUUUGAAGAAACAACUACAAUAACUAAUGAAGCAACCUCAACUCUGUCUGAAACCACAACAGCAACUGAGGCAACAAUAACUACUACUACUUUGGAUGUUGAAGGUACCACCCAAAAAUCCUCAAAUGUUGAAUUAACAUCCACAACACAUGCAGCAAUCACAAUUGCAGCACAAACUGCUGCUGCAGCAGGCACAACAACAGGUGGAGUAAAAACAACAAGAACUUUGUCUGUCCCAAAAACCAGUCUAAAAUCUUCAACCAUUGAAUUAACAUCAACAACUAAGGCUGCAACCAUAACUACGACUGAAUCCACAGCAACAGGUAGUGCAAGAACAUCAAAAACAUUGGCUGUCCCAGCCACCAGUCUAAAACCAUCAACUGCUGAUGCAAUAACAAAUACUGGGGCAACAACAAGAACUUUGCAUGCCAAGACCACAUCACCAUUAUACACAACAUUUACCUCAUCUUCAACAUCUGAUGCGGAUAGUAUGACUUCAUCAACUGACGCAUCAAGCACAACUACAACUGAAAGUACAACAACAGGUGGAGCACGAACAAGAAAAACUUUGGCUAUCCCAAUAACCAGUCUAAAAUCCUCAACUUUUAAAUCAACAUCAACAACUAAAGCUGCAACCAUAACUACGACUGAAUCCACAACAACAGGUGGUGCAAGAACAUCAAGAACUUUGGCCGUUCCAACCACCAGUCUAAAAUCAUCAACUGCAGAAGCAUUAUCAAAUACUGGGGCAACAGCAAAAACUUUGCAUGCCAAGACCACCUCACCAGCAUACAAAAAUUUUACCUCAACUUCAACAUCUAAUGCCGAUAGAAUGUCUUCAACAACUACUGCAGCAAGCACAACUACAACUGAAAGCACAACAACAGGUAGAGGAAGAACAACAAGAUCUUUGACUGUCCCAACCACCAGUCUAAAAUCCUCAACUGUUGAAUCAACAUCAGCAACUGAUGCUGCAACUAGAACUAUGGCUAAAACCAGAACAAAAUGUGAUGAAAAUGAAACAAUUUUGAAUGUUCCAACCACCAGUCUAAAAUCCUCAACCAUUGAAUCAAAAUCAACAACUAAAGCUGCAACCAUAACAAUGACUAAAUCCACAACAACAGGUGGUGCAAGAACAUCAAGAACUUUGCCCGUCCCAACCACCAGUGUAAAAUCAUCAACUGCAGAAGCAUUAUCAAAUACUGGGGCAACAACAAAAACUUUGCAUGCCAAGACCACCUCACCAGCAUAUAUAAUAACUUUUACCUCAACUUCAAAAUCUAAUGCAGAUAGAAUGACUUCAACAAAUAAUGCAGCAAGCACAACUACAGCUAAAAUGACAUCAACAAGUGAAACAAAAUCGACCAGAAAUUUGUCUGUUCCAACAACCAGUCUAAAAUCCCCACCUGUGGAAUCAACAUCAAAAACUAAUGGAGAAAUAAAGACUACAACAAUAGAUGCAGCAACCAGAACUAUAGCUGAAACCACAACAACAGGUGGGGUAACAACAAUUUUGGAUGCCACUUCCACAAUGACUUCAUCAUCUGAUGCAGGACCUACAACUAUGGCUGAAAACAAACCAACUGCUGGGGCAACAGCUUUGGUUGCCAAAACCACCUCACCAGUAUUUUCAACUGUGGAAUCGACAGCCAAACAUAUGUCUGAAACUACAACAACUUCCCCUAAAAUCACAACAAAUUCUAAAGAUGCCAUAUCAACCUCAUCAAAAUCCUCAACGGUGAAAUCUAAAUCAACAACUAACGCAGGCACAAUAACAACAUUUGAUGCAGCAAUCACAACAAUAGCUCAAACCACAACAGCUGCUGAGGUAACGUCAAACUAUGAUGCCACACCCACUUCACCAGUAUCCUCAAUCAUGGGAUCAACGUCAACAACUAAUGUAGAUACAGUGACUAGGACACGUGGUGCAGCAACCACAACUACAUUUAAAAGCACAGCACCCGCUGUUAAAACAACAACAACAACACCUUUGAAAGCCAUGUCCACAUUGCCAAAAUCUUCAACUGUGGAAUCAACUUUAAAAACGUAUGAAGAAACAACUACAACAACUAAUGCAGCAACCUCAACUCUGUCUGAAACCACAACAGCUACUGAGGCAACAACAACUACUACUACUUUAGAUGUUGAAGCCACCACCCAAAAAUCCUCAAAUGUUGAAUUAACAUCAACAACACAUGCAGCAAUCACAAUUGCAGCUCAAACAGCUGCUGCAGCAGGCACAACAACAGAUGGAAUAAAAACAACAAGAACUUUGUCUGUCCCAAAAACCAGUCUAAAAUCUUCAACCAUUGAAUUAAUAUCAACAACUAAGUCUGCAACCAUAACUACGACUGAAUCCACAGCAACAGGUAGUGCAAGAACAUCAAAAACUUUGGCUGUCCCAGACACCAGUCUAAAACCAUCAACUGCUGAUGCAAUAACAAAUACUGGGGCAACAACAAAAAAUUUCCAUGCCAAGACCACAUCACCAGUAUACACAACAUUUACCUCAUCUUCAACAUCUGAUGCGGAUAGUAUGACUUCAUCAACUGAAGCAUCAAGCACAACUACAAUUGAAAGCACAACAACAGGUGGAGCAAGAACAACAAGAACUUUGGCUGUUCCAAAAACCAGUCUAAAAUCCUCAACUAUUGAAUCAAUAUCAACAACUAAGGCUGCAACCAUAACUACGACUGAAUCCACAACAGCCGGUGGUACAAGAACAUCAAGAGCUUUGGCUGUCCCAACCAAUAGUUUAAAAUCAUCAACUGCUGAAGCGAUAACAAAUACUGGGGCAACAACAAGAACUUUGCAUGCCAUGACCACCUCACCAGCAUACAAAAAUUUUACCUCAACUUCAACAUCUAAUGCAGAUAGAAUGACUUCAACAACCACUGCAGCAAGCACAACUACAACUGAAAGUACAACAACAGGUGGAGCAAGAACAACAAGAACUUUGGCUGUCCCAAUAACCAGUCUAAAAUCCUCAACUGCAGAAGCAAAAUCAAAUACUGGGGCAACAACGAGAACUUCAACAUCUAAUGCACAUAAAAUGACUUCAACAACUACAGCUGAAACAACAUCAACAAGUGAAACAAAAACAACCAGAAAUUUGUCUGUUCCAACAACCAGUCUAAAACCCCCAACUGUGGAAUCAACAUCAACAACUAAUGCAGAAAUAAAGACUACAACAAUAGAUGCAGCAACCAGAACUAUGGCUGAAACCACAACAACAGGUGGGGUAACAACAAAUUUGGAUGCCACUUCCACAAUGACUUUAUCAUCUGAUGCAGGACCUACAACUAUAGCUGAAAACAAACCAACUGCUGGGGCAACAGCAACAGCUUUGGUUGCCACAACCCCCUCACCAAUAUUUUCAACUGUGGAAUCGACAGCCAAACAUUUGUCUGAAACCACAACAACUUCUCCUAAAAUCACAACAAAUUCUAAGGAUCCGAUAUCCACCUCAUCAAAAUCCUCAACCGUGAAUUCUAAAUCAACAACUAAUGCAGGCACAAUGACAACAUCUGAUGAAGCAAUCACAACAAUAUCUCAAACUACAACAGCUGCUGAGGUAACGUCAAACUAUGAUGCUAUACCCACUUCACUAGUAUCCUCAAUCAUGGAAUUAACAUCAACAACUAAUGUUGAUACAGCGACUAGGAAACAUGGUUCAGCAACCACAACUACAUUUGAAAGCACAGCACCUGCUGUUACAACAACAUCUUUGGAAGUCAUGUUCCCAUUGCUAAAAUCUUCAACUGUGGAUUCAACUUUAAAAAUGUAUGAAGAAACAACUACCACAACUAAUGGAGCAACCCCAACUCUGUCUGAAACCACAACAACUGCUAAGGAAACAAUAACUACUACUUCUUUGGAUGUUGAAGCUACAACCCAAAAAUCCUCAAAUGUUGAAUCAACAUCAACAGCACAUGCAGAAAUCACAAUUACAGCUCAAACAGUUGCUGGGGCAACAACAACAACUUAUGAUGCCAUAUACACCUCGUCAAUCUCUUCAGCUAAUGAAUUAAUUUCAACAUCUAGUGCAAAAGCAAUGAACACAACAAUUGUUGCAGCAACCAAAAGUAUGACUGAAUCCCCAACAAGUACACCUGAAAUCACAACAACCUCUGGAGCAGCAACAACAUCAGUGGACGCUGCGACCAUCUCAACUGAAAAGUCAACAUCAACAUCAACAACUAACGCGGACAAAAUGACAACAAAUGGGUUAAAGAGAACUACACUUUUAAUUGGCCCAACCACGAGUCUAAAAUCUUCAAAUGUUGUAUCAACAACAACAACUACUGGUGGAAGAACAAGACCUUUGCAUGCCACAACCACUUCACCAGCCUACACAACUGACAUCUCACCAACCAAAUCUAAUGUAGACAGAAUGACACCACCAACACAUGCAGCAUGCACAACAACAGGUGGAGUAAAAACAACAAGAACUUUGUCUGUCCCAAAAACCAGUCUAAAAUCUUCAACCAUUGAAUUAACAUCAACAACUAAGGCUGCAACCAUAACUAUGACUGAAUCCACAGCAACAGGUAAUGCAAGAACAUCAAAAACUUUGGCUGUCCCAACCACCAAUCUAAAAUCAACAACUGCUGAAGCAACAACAAAUACUGGGGCAACAACAAGAACUUUGCAUGCCAAAACCACCUCACCAGUAUACACAACUUUUACCUCAUCUUCAACAUCUAAUGCGGAUAGAAUGACUUCAACAACUGAUGCAUCAAGCACAGCAACAGAUGUUGCAAGAACAACAAGAACUUUGUCUUUCCCAAAAACCAGUCGAGAAUCCUUAACUAUUAAACCAACAUCAACAACUAAGGCUGCAACCAUAACUACGACUGAAUCCACAACAACAGGUGGUGCAAGAACAUCAAGAACUUUGGUUGUCCCAACCACCAGUCUAAAAUCAUCAACUGCUGAAGCGAUAACAAAUACUGGGGCAACAAGAAGAACUUUGCAUGCCAAGACCACCUCACCAGUAUACACAACUUUUCCCAUAACUUCAACAUCUAAUGCAUAUGGAAUAACUUCAACAACCACUGCAGCAAGCACAACUACAGCUGAAACAACAUCAUCAAGUGAAACAAAAACAACCAGUAAUUUGUCUGUCCCAAUAACCAGUUUAAAAUUCCCAACUGUGGAAUCAACAUCAACAACUGAUGGAGGAAUAAAGACUUCAACAAUAAAUGCACCAUCCAGAACUAUCGCUGAAACAGUAACCACAGGUCGAGAAACAACAGCAAGUUAUGAUGCUGUAUCCAGCUUUCCGAUAUCAUCAAGGGUGGAAUCAUCACCAACUUAUAAAGACACAAAGACUACAGCACCUGACACUGCAACCUUAACAACAGCUCAAACAACGACUGCAACGACUGGGGAAACAACAACAAAUUAUGAUGCUACAUCCAACUUUCCACUAUCCUCAUCCGUGGGAUCAAACUUAACAACUAAUGCAGACACAUUGACUACAGCACCUAAUACUGUAACCUCAACAACAGUUCAAACCACAAUAACCACUGGGGAAACAACAAUAACAACUUAUGAUGCUACAGCCACCUCACCAGUAUUCUCAACUGUACAAUUAACAACAACAAGCAAGGCAGACAUAAUGACUUCAGCAUCUGACACUGCAACCACAACUAAUGCUCAAACUACAACAGCUGCUGGGACAACAACUUCUGAUGAGACAUCCACCAUUUCGCUGUCCUCAACUGUGGAAUCAUCAUCCACAACUAAUCAAGACACAAUGACUACAGCGCCUGAUACAGCAAAAAAAACUACAGCUCAAACCACAAAAGCGGCUGAGGAAACAACAACUUCUGAUACCACAUUUGCUUCGCCAAAUUCCUCAACUGUGGAGUCAAGCUCAACAAGCAAUGCAGUCCCAUUGGCUACAUCGCCUGAUACUGCAACCACAACAACAUCUAAAACCACAACAGCUGCUGGUGAAACAACAACAAACUAUAAUGCCACAUACACAUUAACAAUAUCCUCAAUUGCGGAAUCAACAAACAAUGCAGACACUAUGACUAGAGCACCUGAUACUGUAACCACAACUGCAGCUCAAACCACAAAAGCUGCUGGGGAAACAACAACAUUUUUUGAUGCCACAUCCACCUCAGCAGUACCUUCAAUUGUGGAAUCAUCAACAAAUAAAGACACUUUGACUACAGAAUCUGAUACAACAACCACAACUUUAUCUGAAACCACAAAAGCUGCUGAGGAAACGACAACAGCUUAUGAUGCCACAUCCACCUCAACAGUGUCCUCCACUGUGAAGUCAACCUCAACAAAUAAUGCAGUUACAAUGACUACAGCACCUGAUACAUCAAUCACAAUUACAACUGAAACCACAACAUCUGCUAAGGCAACAUCAAGAAGUUACUAUCCCACAUCUAAUGCUCUGCUAUCCUCAAUUGUGGACUUAACAUCAACAACUAAUGCAGACUCUUUGACUACGCCACCUGACACUAUAACCACAACAACAGCUCAAACCACAACAGCUGUGGAGGAAACAACAACAAAUUAUGAUGCCACCUCCACCUCACCAGUAUCCUCAAUUGUGGACUUAAAAUCAACAACCACUGCAGAAAAAAUAACUACAUCACCUGAUACAACUGCCAAAACUACAGCUGAAACCACAACAGCUGCUGGAGCUACAACAAAACAUUAUGAUGCCACAUCUACCUCUUCACGAGCCUCAACUUUGGAAUCAUUAACAAUUAAUGCUGACACUAUGACUACAUCACCUGACAAAACAACCACAACAACCUCUCCAACCACAACAGCUACUGAGGAAACGACAACAAAAAUGUAUGCUGCCACAAUCACCUCAACAGUGUCUUCACUUGUUGAAUCAACACAAACAUCAAAUGUAGAAAAAUUGACUACAUCACCUGAAACAACAAGCACAACUACAGCUGAAACCACAACAGCUGCUGAGGUAAAAACAACUUUUGAUGCCACAUCCACUCCUCCACUAUCCUCAACUGUGGAAUCAACAACUAAUGCAGACAGAAUGACUACAGCACCUGAUAAAACAACCACCAUUACCGCUGACACCAAAAUAUUUGCUGGGGCAACAACAUCAACUUCUGAUGUGACAUCCACCAUUUCGCUGUCCUCAACUGUGGAAUCAUCAUCCACAACUAAUCAAGACACAAUGACUACAGCACCUGAUACAGCAAGAAAAACUACAGCUCAAACCACAAAAGCGGCUGAGGAAACAACAACUUCUGAAACCACAUUUACUAUGCCAGAUUCCUCAACUGUAGAGUCAACCUCAGCAAAUCAUGCAAUCCCAUUGGCUACAUCACCUGAUACUGCAACCACAGCAACAGCUAAAAGCACAACAGCUGCUGGUGAAACAACAACAAAAUAUAAUAACGCCACAUCAACAGUAUCCUCAAUUGUGGAAUCAACAUCAACGACUUAUGCAGACACUAUGACUACAGCACUUGAUACCGUAACCACAACUGCAGCUCAAACCACAACAGCUGCAGGUGAAACAACAACAUUUUUUGAUGCCACAUCCACCUCAGCAGUACCUUCAAUUGUGGAAUCAUCAACAAAUAAAGACACUUUGACUACAGAAUCUGAUACAACAACCACAACUUUAUCUGAAACCACAAAAGCUGCUGAGGAAACGACAACAGCUUAUGAUGCCACAUCCACCUCAACAGUGUCCUCCACUGUGAAGUCAACCUCAACAAAUAAUGCAGUUACAAUGACUACAGCACCUGAUACAUCAAUCACAAUUACAACUGAAACCACAACAUCUGCUAAGGCAACAUCAAGAAGUUACUAUCCCACAUCCAAUGCUCUGCUAUCCUCAAUUGUGGACUUAACAUCAACAACUAAUGCAGACACUUUGACUACGCCACCUGACACUAUAACCACAACAACAGCUCAAACCACAACAGCUGUUGAGGAAACAACAACAAAUUAUGAUGCCACAUCCACCUCACCAGUAUCCUCAAUUGUGGACUUAAAAUCAACAACCAAUGCAGAAAAAAGAACUACAUCACCUGAUACAACUGCCAAAACUACAGCUGAAACCACAACAGCUGCUGGGGCUACAACAAAACAUUAUGAUGCCACAUCUACCUCUUCACGAGCCUCAAAUUUGGAAUCAUCAUCAUCUAAUGCUGACACUAUGACUACAUCACCUGACAAAACAACCACAACAACCUCUCCAACCACAACAGCUACUGAGGAAACAACAACAAAAACGUAUGCUGCCACAAUCACCUCAACAGUGUCUUCACUUGUUGAAUCAACACAAACAUCAAAUGUAGAAAAAUUGAUUACAUCAUCCUGAAACAACAAGCACAACUACAGCUGAAACCACAACAGCUGCUGAGACAAAAACUACUUUUGAUGCCACAUCCACUCCUCCACUAUCCUCAACUGUGGAAUCAACAACUAAUGCAGACAGAAUGACUACAGCACCUGAUAAAACAACCACCAUUACAGCUGACACCAAAAUAUCUGCUGGGGCAACAACAUCAACUUCUGAUGUGACAUCCACCAUUUCGCUGUCCUCAACUGUGGAAUCAUCUUCCACAACUAAUCAAGACACAAUGACUACAGCACCUGAUACAGCAAGAAAAACUACAGCUCAAACCACAAAAGCGGCUGAGGAAACAACAACUUCUGAAACCACAUUUACUAUGCCAGAUUCCUCAACUGUAGAGUCAACCUCAGCAAAUCAUGCAAUCCCAUUGGCUACAUCACCUGAUACUGCAACCACAGCAACAGCUAAAAGCACAACAGCUGCUGGUGAAACAACAACAAAAUAUAAUAACGCCACAUCCACAUCAACAGUAUCCUCAAUUGUGGAAUCAACAUCAACGACUUAUGCAGACACUAUGACUACAGCACUUGAUACCGUAACCACAACUGCAGCUCAAACCACAACAGCUGCAGGGGAAACAACAACAUUUUUUGAUGCCACAUCCACCUCAGCAGUACCUUCAAUUGUGGAAUCAUCAACAAAUAAAGACACUUUGACUACAGAAUCUGAUACAACAACCACAACUUUAUCUGAAACCACAAAAGCUGCUGAGGAAACGACAACAGCUUAUGAUGCCACAUCCACCUCAACAGUGUCCUCCACUGUGAAGUCAACCUCAACAAAUAAUGCAGUUACAAUGACUACAGCACCUGAUACAUCAAUCACAAUUACAACUGAAACCACAACAUCUGCUAAGGCAACAUCAAGAAGUUACUAUCCCACAUCCAAUGCUCUGCUAUCCUCAAUUGUGGACUUAACAUCAACAACUAAUGCAGACUCUUUGACUACGCCACCUGACACUAUAACCACAACAACAGCUCAAACCACAACAGCUGUGGAGGAAACAACAACAAAUUAUGAUGCCACCUCCACCUCACCAGUAUCCUCAAUUGUGGACUUAAAAUCAACAACCAAUGCAGAAAAAAGAACUACAUCACCUGAUACAACUGCCAAAACUACAGCUGAAACCACAACAGCUGCUGGAGCUACAACAAAACAUUAUGAUGCCACAUCUACCUCUUCACAAGCCUCAACUUUGGAAUCAUCAACAACUAAUGCUGACACUAUGACUACAUCACCUGACAAAACAACCACAACAACCUCUCCAACCACAACAGCUACUGAGGAAACGACAACAAAAACGUAUGCUGCCACAAUCACCUCAACAGUGUCUUCACUUGUUGAAUCAACACAAACAUCAAAUGUAGAAAAAUUGACUACAUCACCUGAAACAACAAGCACAACUACAGCUGAAACCACAACAGCUGCUGAGGUAAAAACUACUUUUGAUGCCACAUCCACUCCUCCACUAUCCUCAACUGUGGAAUCAACAACUAAUACAGACAGAAUGACUACAGCACCUGAUAAAACAACCACCAUUACAGCUGACACCAAAAUAUUUGCUGGGGCAACAACAUCAACUUCUGAUGUGACAUCCACCAUUUCGCUGUCCUCAACUGUGGAAUCAUCAUCCACAACUAAUCAAGACACAAUGACUACAGCACCUGAUACAGCAAGAAAAACUACAGCUCAAACCACAAAAGCGGCUGAGGAAACAACAACUUCUGAAACCACAUUUACUAUGCCAGAUUCCUCAACUGUAGAGUCAACCUCAGCAAAUCAUGCAAUCCCAUUGGCUACAUCACCUGAUACUGCAACCACAGCAACAGCUAAAAGCACAACAGCUGCUGGUGAAACAACAACAAAAUAUAAUAACGCCACAUCCACAUCAACAGUAUCCUCAAUUGUGGAAUCAACAUCAACGACUUAUGCAGACAGUAUGACUACAGCACUCGAUACCGUAACCACAACUGCAGCUCAAACCACAACAGCUGCUGGGGAAACAACAACAUUUUUUGAUGCCACAUCCACCUCAGCAGUACCUUCGAUUGUGGAAUCAUCAACAAAUAAAGACACUUUGACUACAGAAUCUGAUACAACAACCACAACUUUAUCUGAAACCACAAAAGCUGCUGAGGAAACGACAACAGCUUAUGAUGCCACAUCCACCUCAACAGUGUCCUCCACUGUGAAGUCAACCUCAACAAAUAAUGCAGUUACAAUGACUACAGCACCUGAUACAUCAAUCACAAUUACAACUGAAACCACAACAUCUGCUAAGGCAACAUCAAGAAGUUACUAUCCCACAUCCAAUGCUCUGCUAUCCUCAAUUGUGGACUUAACAUCAACAACUAAUGCAGACUCUUUGACUACGCCACCUGACACUAUAACCACAACAACAGCUCAAACCACAACAGCUGUGGAGGAAACAACAACAAAUUAUGAUGCCACCUCCACCUCACCAGUAUCCUCAAUUGUGGACUUAAAAUCAACAACCAAUGCAGAAAAAAGAACUACAUCACCUGAUACAACUGCCAAAACUACAGCUGAAACCACAACAGCUGCUGGAGCUACAACAAAACAUUAUGAUGCCACAUCUACCUCUUCACAAGCCUCAACUUUGGAAUCAUCAACAACUAAUGCUGACACUAUGACUACAUCACCUGACAAAACAACCACAACAACCUCUCCAACCACAACAGCUACUGAGGAAACAACAACAAAAACGUAUGCUGCCACAAUCACCUCAACAGUGUCUUCACUUGUUGAAUCAACACAAACAUCAAAUGUAGAAAAAUUGAUUACAUCACCUGAAACAACAAGCACAACUACAGCUGAAACCACAACAGCUGCUGAGAUAAAAACAACUUUUGAUGCCACAUCCACUCCUCCACUAUCCUCAACUGUGGAAUCAACAACUAAUGCAGACAGAAUGGCUACAGCACCUGAUACAACAACCACCAUUACAGCUGACACCAAAAUAUCUGCUGGGGCAACAACAUCAACUUCUGAUGUGACAUCCACCAUUUCGCUGCCCUCAACUGUGGAAUCAUCAUCAACAACUAAUCAAGACACUAUGACUACAGCACCUGAUACAGCAAGAAAAACUACAGCUCAAACCACAAAAGCAGCUGAGAAAACAACAACUUCUGAAACCACAUAUACUAUGCCAGAUUCCUCAACUGUAGAGUCAACCUCAGCAAAUCAUGCAAUCCCAUUGGCUACAUCACCUGAUACUGCAACCACAGCAACAGCUAAAAGCACAACAGCUGCUGGUGAAACAACAACAAAAUAUAAUAACGCCACAUCCACAUCAACAGUAUCCUCAAUUGUGGAAUCAACAUCAACGACUUAUGCAGACACUAUGACUACAGCACUUGAUACCGUAACCACAACUGCAGCUCAAACCACAACAGCUGCUGGGGAAACAACAACAUUUUUUGAUGCCACAUCCACCUCAGCAGUACCUUCAAUUGUGGAAUCAUCAACAAAUAAAGACACUUUGUCUACAGAAUCUGAUACAACAACCACAACUUUAUCUGAAACCACAAAAGCUGCUGAGGAAACGACAACAGCUUAUGAUGCCACAUCCACCUCAACAGUGUCCUCCACUGUGAAGUCAACCUCAACAAAUAAUGCAGUUACAAUGACUACAGCACCUGAUACAUCAAUCACAAUUACAACUGAAACCACAACAUCUGCUAAGGCAACAUCAAGAAGUUACUAUCCCACAUCCAAUGCUCUGCUAUCCUCAAUUGUGGACUUAACAUCAACAACUAAUGCAGACACUUUGACUACGCCACCUGACACUAUAACCACAACAACAGCUCAAACCACAACAGCUGUAGAGGAAACAACAACAAAUUAUGAUGCCACAUCCACCUCACCAGUAUCCUCAAUUGUGGACUUAAAAUCAACAACCAAUGCAGAAAAAAGAACUACAUCACCUGAUACAACUGCCAAAACUACAGCUGAAACCACAACAGCUGCUGGAGCUACAACAAAACAUUAUGAUGCCACAUCUACCUCUUCACAAGCCUCAACUUUGGAAUCAUCAACAACUAAUGCUGACACUAUGACUACAUCACCUGACAAAACAACCACAACAACCUCUCCAACCACAACAGCUACUGAGGAAACGACAACAAAAAUGUAUGCUGCCACAAUCACCUCAACAGUGUCUUCACUUGUUGAAUCAACACAAACAUCAAAUGUAGAAAAAUUGACUACAUCACCUGAAACAACAAGCACAACUACAGCUGAAACCACAACAGCUGCUGAGGUAAAAACAACUUUUGAUGCCACAUCCACUCCUCCACUAUCCUCAACUGUGGAAUCAACAACUAAUGCAGACAGAAUGACUACAGCACCUGAUAAAACAACCACCAUUACAGCUGACACCAAAAUAUUUGCUGGGGCAACAACAUCAACUUCUGAUGUGACAUCCACCAUUUCGCUGUCCUCAACUGUGGAAUCAUCUUCCACAACUAAUCAAGACACAAUGACUACAGCACCUGAUACAGCAAGAAAAACUACAGCUCAAACCACAAAAGCGGCUGAGGAAACAACAACUUCUGAAACCACAUUUACUAUGCCAGAUUCCUCAACUGUAGAGUCAACCUCAGCAAAUCAUGCAAUCCCAUUGGCUACAUCACCUGAUACUGCAACCACAGCAACAGCUAAAAGCACAACAGCUGCUGGUGAAACAACAACAAAAUAUAAUAACGCCACAUCCACAUCAACAGUAUCCUCAAUUGUGGAAUCAACAUCAACGACUUAUGCAGACACUAUGACUACAGCACUUGAUACCGUAACCACAACUGCAGCUCAAACCACAACAGCUGCAGGGGAAACAACAACAUUUUUUGAUGCCACAUCCACCUCAGCAGUACCUUCAAUUGUGGAAUCAUCAACAAAUAAAGACACUUUGACUACAGAAUCUGAUACAACAACCACAACUUUAUCUGAAACCACAAAAGCUGCUGAGGAAACGACAACAGCUUAUGAUGCCACAUCCACCUCAACAGUGUCCUCCACUGUGAAGUCAACCUCAACAAAUAAUGCAGUUACAAUGACUACAGCACCUGAUACAUCAAUCACAAUUACAACUGAAACCACAACAUCUGCUAAGGCAACAUCAAGAAGUUACUAUCCCACAUCCAAUGCUCUGCUAUCCUCAAUUGUGGACUUAACAUCAACAACUAAUGCAGACUCUUUGACUACGCCACCUGACACUAUAACCACAACAACAGCUCAAACCACAACAGCUGUGGAGGAAACAACAACAAAUUAUGAUGCCACCUCCACCUCACCAGUAUCCUCAAUUGUGGACUUAAAAUCAACAACCAAUGCAGAAAAAGAACUACAUCACCUGAUACAACUGCCAAAACUACAGCUGAAACCACAACAGCUGCUGGAGCUACAACAAAACAUUAUGAUGCCACAUCUACCUCUUCACAAGCCUCAACUUUGGAAUCAUCAACAACUAAUGCUGACACUAUGACUACAUCACCUGACAAAACAACCACAACAACCUCUCCAACCACAACAGCUACUGAGGAAACGACAACAAAAAUGUAUGCUGCCACAAUCACCUCAACAGUGUCUUCACUUGUUGAAUCAACACAAACAUCAAAUGUAGAAAAAUUGACUACAUCACCUGAAACAACAAGCACAACUACAGCUGAAACCACAACAGCUGCUGAGGUAAAAACAACUUUUGAUGCCACAUCCACUCCUCCACUAUCCUCAACUGUGGAAUCAACAACUAAUGCAGACAGAAUGACUACAGCACCUGAUAAAACAACCACCAUUACAGCUGACACCAAAAUAUUUGCUGGGGCAACAACAUCAACUUCUGAUGUGACAUCCACCAUUUCGCUGUCCUCAACUGUGGAAUCAUCUUCCACAACUAAUCAAGACACAAUGACUACAGCACCUGAUACAGCAAGAAAAACUACAGCUCAAACCACAAAAGCGGCUGAGGAAACAACAACUUCUGAAACCACAUUUACUAUGCCAGAUUCCUCAACUGUAGAGUCAACCUCAGCAAAUCAUGCAAUCCCAUUGGCUACAUCACCUGAUACUGCAACCACAGCAACAGCUAAAAGCACAACAGCUGCUGGUGAAACAACAACAAAAUAUAAUAACGCCACAUCCACAUCAACAGUAUCCUCAAUUGUGGAAUCAACAUCAACGACUUAUGCAGACACUAUGACUACAGCACUUGAUACCGUAACCACAACUGCAGCUCAAACCACAACAGCUGCAGGGGAAACAACAACAUUUUUUGAUGCCACAUCCACCUCAGCAGUACCUUCAAUUGUGGAAUCAUCAACAAAUAAAGACACUUUGACUACAGAAUCUGAUACAACAACCACAACUUUAUCUGAAACCACAAAAGCUGCUGAGGAAACGACAACAGCUUAUGAUGCCACAUCCACCUCAACAGUGUCCUCCACUGUGAAGUCAACCUCAACAAAUAAUGCAGUUACAAUGACUACAGCACCUGAUACAUCAAUCACAAUUACAACUGAAACCACAACAUCUGCUAAGGCAACAUCAAGAAGUUACUAUCCUACAUCCAAUGCUCUGCUAUCCUCAAUUGUGGACUUAACAUCAACAACUAAUGCAGACUCUUUGACUACGCCACCUGACACUAUAACCACAACAACAGCUCAAACCACAACAGCUGUGGAGGAAACAACAACAAAUUAUGAUGCCACCUCCACCUCACCAGUAUCCUCAAUUGUGGACUUAAAAUCAACAACCAAUGCAGAAAAAAGAACUACAUCACCUGAUACAACUGCCAAAACUACAGCUGAAACCACAACAGCUGCUGGAGCUACAACAAAACAUUAUGAUGCCACAUCUACCUCUUCACAAGCCUCAACUUUGGAAUCAUCAACAACUAAUGCUGACACUAUGACUACAUCACCUGACAAAACAACCACAACAACCUCUCCAACCACAACAGCUACUGAGGAAACGACAACAAAAAUGUAUGCUGCCACAAUCACCUCAACAGUGUCUUCACUUGUUGAAUCAACACAAACAUCAAAUGUAGAAAAAUUGACUACAUCACCUGAAACAACAAGCACAACUACAGCUGAAACCACAACAGCUGCUGAGGUAAAAACAACUUUUGAUGCCACAUCCACUCCUCCACUAUCCUCAACUGUGGAAUCAACAACUAAUGCAGACAGAAUGACUACAGCACCUGAUAAAACAACCACCAUUACAGCUGACACCAAAAUAUUUGCUGGGGCAACAACAUCAACUUCUGAUGUGACAUCCACCAUUUCGCUGUCCUCAACUGUGGAAUCAUCAUCCACAACUAAUCAAGACACAAUGACUACAGCACCUGAUACAGCAAGAAAAACUACAGCUCAAACCACAAAAGCGGCUGAGGAAACAACAACUUCUGAAACCACAUUUACUAUGCCAGAUUCCUCAACUGUAGAGUCAACCUCAGCAAAUCAUGCAAUCCCAUUGGCUACAUCACCUGAUACUGCAACCACAGCAACAGCUAAAAGCACAACAGCUGCUGGUGAAACAACAACAAAAUAUAAUAACGCCACAUCCACAUCAACAGUAUCCUCAAUUGUGGAAUCAACAUCAACGACUUAUGCAGACACUAUGACUACAGCACUUGAUACCGUAACCACAACUGCAGCUCAAACCACAAACAGCUGCAGGGGAAACAACAACAUUUUUUGA